AUGUUUUCAAUUCCGAAACUGACUUUGGGAACUUAUUUGAUGCACGGUGAGCAGGUAAGCAGCCAAUUCAAGAUGAAAUACAUUUGAUACUCAGCUAACGAACGCUGUUGACGAAGCACUUCGAAUCGGCUACCGUAGUUUCGACACUGCUCGAUUUUAUGAGAAUGAGAAGGAGUUGGGAGAUGCGCUAGAGGUAGGCUCUUUUGUGCUCAAUUUUUUUUCUGAACUUUUUUUCAGAUGUUGUUGCCAAAGUACAAUCUAGUGAGUUCGGAUAUUUACGUGAUCACCAAAUUGUUUCCGUUGCCUGUCGGUGGCGGAAAUUCGAAUCCGGAGAUUAUUGAGCAACAAGUUCGAGAAUCUUUGAAGAAUUUGGGGAGGAGGUAGGUUGUCUGUGUUCUCUCAUUUUUGUAUUAUCUCUAACUAACAAGGAUUCUAGCUGUCUGGACUCUCUCACUUUCGUGUAAUCUCAAUGGGUUUUUACUUUUGCAUGGUUCCUGUAGUCUCUCAAUUUCAUUUUAUCGCUAGGUGUCUGGUUGUCUGCACUCUCUAAUUUAUUUUUUUGAUCUCUAGCUGUCUGAACUCUCUCAAUGUUAUACAGUCUCUAAAACCCUUUUAGUAGUCUGAACCCUCUCAAAUUCACACAUUCUUUCAUUUUUGUCUGACUCUCUGAACUCUCUCGAUUUUGUACACUUUCUAACUUGGUCUGUAGACCACCACCUGCACUCUCUCACUUUUGCAUGAUGUCUAAGAAUUCUCUACUUCUCUGAACUCCGUUCUUCUCUUGUAAUCACUUGGAGUUCUAUAGCUCUCGUUGUCUGGACUCUCUCAUCUUCACAUACUGUAUCACCUUCUCUCGUUGUCUGGACUCUCUUAAUUGCAAACAAUGCCCACUUUCUCUCUCUUUUUCUCUUACCACUCUCGCCGUCUACCCUCUCCCCCAUACAUAUUUAUUCCAGCUACAUUGACCUUCUCUUGAUUCACUAUCCUCGCCCCUUCGAAAAUUCCGAUCUCGACCCUUCCAACCCCGAAACUCGUCGAAUUAUUUGGAAGAAGUUGGAAAAUCUCAAAAAUUCUGGAAUUAUUCGAAACCUCGGAGUUUCCAACUACGAAAGUCGACACAUUGAAGAAAUCAGGGCAUACAGUAGUCUGGUUCCAGCAGUAAAUCAAGUUGAAUACCACCCACAUUUUCAACGUGGCGAACUUCGCGAUUACUGUAGAUCCAGGGGUAUUCAGUUCCAAGCUUUUUCCCCAUUGGGUCGGCAAAAUGCGCAACUUCUAAAAGAUCCGGAAAUUCUAAAAAUCUCAGAGAAACUCCAGAAGCCAGUAGCGUGGAUUAUUUUGAGAUGGGCGGUGCAAAAUGGCGUUGGGGUUGUGUCAAAAUCAAUUACACCAUCGAGAUUGGCACAGAAUUUUGAGGUACUUAGAGAAUAUAAUAUGAGCAAUUAUAUUCACAUUAUUUGGGGUCAUAAAAACAGAAAAUAAAAAAACCCUAGAUUUUUUUCAGGCUACAGUAGGAACAGAUUUCGUUUUGGGACCUGAGGAGAUGAGAAUUUUAAACGGAUUGAAUCGUGAUUCUCCAUAUGUGGAAGACAAUGGUUGGCUGAGUAUCUAA
Messenger RNA from Caenorhabditis angaria, 1612 nucleotides. Lineage: Eukaryota; Metazoa; Nematoda; Chromadorea; Rhabditida; Rhabditidae. The record is from the annotation of a GenBank genome assembly.